GAUUCCAUAUCUAUCACUUGAGCACUAGAGGGCCACUCUCCUUCCUUUUUCACUCUUCCAAAUAACUCAUCAAUAUGGCCACAGAAGUUUCAAGAAAUGAUCCUACUAAUAUUACUAUUCCAACUCAUACAAAAGCUUGGUUCUACUCUGAACAUGGAAAGGCUUCAGAUAUUCUAAAGUUACAUCCAAAUUGGUCCAUACCUCAACUCAAAGAUGAUCAAGUCCUCAUCAAGGUUGUUGCUGCUUCCCUUAAUCCUGUGGAUUACAAGAGGAUGCAUGCCUUGUUCAAGGAGACUGAUCCUCAUCUACCUAUUGUACCAGGCUUUGAUGUUGCUGGCAUAGUAAUCAAAGUGGGAAGUGAAGUGGUGAAAUUUAAGGUUGGUGAUGAAAUAUAUGGUGACAUCAAUGAGGAAGGACUUUCAAACCUAAAGAUUCUUGGCACUUUGUCUGAGUAUACAAUAGCUGAAGAGAGAUUAUUGGCUCAUAAGCCAAAAAAUCUAAGUUUCAUUGAAGCUGCUAGCAUUCCUUUAGCUAUGGAGACAGCUUAUGAAGGACUUGAGAGAGCUCAGCUUUCUGCUGGCAAAUCUAUCCUUGUCUUGGGAGGUGCUGGUGGAGUUGGAAGCUUUGCUAUUCAGCUUGCCAAACAUGUUUAUGGUGCAUCUAAAAUAGCAGCAACUUCUAGCACUGGAAAAAUCGAGUUUUUGAGGAAGUUGGGAGUUGACUUGCCAAUUGAUUAUACAAAGGAGAACUUUGAAGAUCUCCCAGAAAAGUUUGAUGUAGUGUAUGAUGGAGUAGGGGAAGUUGAUAGGGCUAUGAAGGCAAUUAAGGAAGGUGGCAAAGUAGUGACAAUAGUACCUCCUGGAUUUCCACCAGCUAUUUUCUUUGUGCUCACUUCUAAAGGAUCUAUCUUAGAGAAGUUGAGACCUUACUUUGAAAGUGGUCAACUGAAGCCAAUUCUUGACUCCAAGACUCCUGUGCCAUUUUCUGAGGUCAUUGAAGCUUAUUCCUACUUAGAAACCUCAAGAGCUACUGGAAAAGUAGUCAUUUAUCCCAUUCCUUGAAAUCCAUGGCCUAGUAUUUAUCUAGUGAGAAAAGUGAUAGCAACAAUCACUUUAACACUGUUUUUCAACAUUUUCUCUUAUCGAGAAAAAAUUAUGUAUAUCUCACCGGUUAAUGCGAGACUUAAAAUAGUUUGAAUUACAUAAAUUUCACUCAAUAAAAAAGAUGUUAGAGUGAAUAAAAAAGAUGUUAGAGUGAAUGUUGUCAGGACACACCGUUAUCUAUUGAUGGACACACCGUUAAAAUUAAUUAGGUUGAAAGAAGACAUUCUAAGAA
Messenger RNA from Medicago truncatula (barrel medic), 1335 nucleotides. RefSeq names its product 2-methylene-furan-3-one reductase. Gene Ontology annotation, molecular function: oxidoreductase activity, acting on the CH-CH group of donors, NAD or NADP as acceptor; zinc ion binding. The transcript is spliced from 4 exons. Lineage: Eukaryota; Viridiplantae; Streptophyta; Magnoliopsida; Fabales; Fabaceae. The coding region runs from base 75 to 1061 and encodes 328 amino acids. The record is from RefSeq and is a predicted model, not a curated record.